AUGCAGUCCAGUUAUAUUUUAUUUCUAUCAGGUGAAGAUGCUCAGUUGCCUGUCUCAGUGUUUCUCGCUCAUGACUCGCUCGACCUUCUUACAUGGCUUGGUGCUAAUUCCGUCCGCUUGGCUGCUGCUGGAAUUGAUGUUCGUGCCGUAGUCGAACGUUCCAUCGUGCAUUUACUCAAUGAGACCACAGCCGCUGAGGUUUCGAAAAAAGAUGGUUCUGAGGGAAUUAUAGCUGAUCCGCAAGUGAUUUCGUGCCCUGGAUAUCGAUUGGACCUGUGA
Molecule: messenger RNA, 279 nt
Organism: Protopolystoma xenopodis
Lineage: Eukaryota; Metazoa; Platyhelminthes; Monogenea; Polystomatidea; Polystomatidae
Source: the annotation of a GenBank genome assembly